AUGACUGAAUUCGAACUCGAUCCUAUCGCUAUUUACGAUAAUCUUGUAACUUUGCAAGUUAAACCACAAUCAGGAGGAAAGAAUGCUAAUAACGAGGCCCAAUUAUUAUCCAACUUACGAAUAGACACAGCUUCUGUCAUUAAGGAAAUUGGUCGAUACCGUGCAUGUGACUCAGGAUCAUGCCUUUAUUGUCGUGAAUGGGCUUCAUUUGUCUACAAGAAAAACCAUACUUGGACAGUCAAAAACCAAGCUCAAAACGUUAAUGGAGAUAACGUUGGAGGAAAUAACGUUAAGAAACCAAAGAAGGCCGCGUCGGAUAUUCAUCAACACUUUUGUGAUCUGAUUCUUCAGCAUGGAGAAAAGAUCAAAUCAUCCGGAUCAUCUAAUGAAACGGCCGAUCUAGUUGAUGUUAUUGUUCAAAAAGUUUUUUCAUGGAUUAAAUCACCAAGCAAUUUGUAUGAAUCACCCGAUACCUUUGCUCCUGUAGAAUUCGAUACGCAUCAUCAAGUGGUACCAAACCUCGAACAUGAAAAUGAUCCGUCGUCUCUUAUUGAUGUAAUUGGGAUUGAAAAAUCUCAUUUAUAUAUUCAAAAGGAUUCGUUUCCACUUCUUAAACAUAUUAGCAAGGUUCAACAAUGUAACCAUACUAAACCGGAUUGGAAAUAUCCUUCCGACAUUGACCUUGAUCGGAGAGUAUUUAAUGAUCAUUUAUUUAAGGAGGCGGAUAAAAAUGAGGAGGCUUUAAACGAAAGUUUAGGUCAAGUAUGGUCACAUGUUAAUAAUUUUCUAACUUCAAUGCUUGAAUUGGAAGCAAAACGAGAUUUAUCUUUGGGGAAGGGUUGUCUAGCGAACCUUUCAAAAUUCUUGAAAGAAUAUCAGGACGAAUGUCUGUUAUUUCAUGAAUAUUGGGCGCCAGUUGCUGAAGCUUAUAAAAAGUCGGGUAAAUCCAAGAAAGGGACCCUUACAAAUUUGGCAAAUGUUGAGGAUAUAGACACUGCAUUUCACACGUAUAUUAAUAAUGUUAAAAAUGUGAUUUCUCUUUGGGAAGGAGGUUUUAUUGAAAAGUCCGUUAAUGACGCAACACAAUUUGGAGAUGAGGUACAGCGAACAUUAGUUAGUAUUUUAGAGGAAAGUGAAGAAAGGUUAGUUAGCGGUCGUGUUGUAGAAUUUCAUAAUAAUAUUUUGCAAAAGUGUGGUGAUGCACUAAGAACAGUGAAAGACAUUAAAUUAUUAUUAUCGAAACGUGUGUCAAUAUUACACACAGAAAUAUCCCAGAAAAGUAAAGAACUUAUCCAAGAACUUGAAGCACUCGAGGAAGCCUAUAAGAAUGAAUCCCAAAAAACAACGAUAGGUCGAUUGGAGAAGGCAAAUAAUAAAGAAUUUCGUAAGCGGAUCAAAAAAAUAGAGAUGGCAGUAUAUGGAUCUAGGCAAAAUGCCAUCAUUUCAAUUGGAAAUUUGUUUCCAGUUACUGAUUUUACAGGAAUUUUUACUAAAAGUUUGGAAAUUUUAAUGAUGGAGGGUGAAAUGUGGGAAGCUGUUCAAUUAGGACGGCAUUACAAAAAUUAUGAAUCAACGUCGCAGAAACUUGUGUCACAAAGACGGAAAAUAUUAAAUAAUUAUAAGGAGGGGAUUGAAACGGGACGGAAAACUUUGUCUGGUAUUAUCGGGCGAUUGUUUUUAAAGGAAGCUCAGAGACAGCAAGAUGAGACAUUGGCUCUAAUGAAACAAGAAUCACUUUUACAAUCGAUAGAACAAGGUAAACAGGAGUCUGGGAAGAAGAAAAAAGGCGAAAAAGAUCAAAGUAUUGCAGAAUCGGUAGAAUCUUUAACUCCUACCGAGAGUUCAAAAAAGAGUAAGAAGAAGAAAAAAAAGAGCGGUAACGUUUCAGCUACAAACACGCAUAUUCUUACACCAUCAAUGGGCAAAGAGACGGGUUCAGAAUCUAAAUCCGAAUCGCCUGUUGAUGCAAAGCCUGCAAUAAAUCCUAAAAUAACGAACCACCAUGAAAACGUUAAUGAUUCACAGAAACAAUUAAGGCAACAACAAUUUUUAAGGAAUAUGAUAACUGAAAAUAGUUCGAAAGACACGAAUAGUUCUUCGUCCAUGAGCUCAGAAACAGCAAGCGCACCACCGCUCACAAGUUCAACUCAUGAUGAGAAGAAUAAAGCUAACGGAUUGCCUAGCAAAACCCAUGAAAUCAAUGGGCGCCAAUUAUCAGUUCCACCAGGGUUGGGUCCGAUACCUGGUGAUGCAAAUCCAAGACCUAUUCCCAAUGGUCAGACACUUCCAUCGAAUGGAAUCUAUGACGAUGUUAGUAAAUUAAACCUUGAUACUUUGAGCAGGUCCGAUUUGACAAUGCUCAUUCAGAAUUUAUUUACUGAGAAAGCUCAAUUGGUGUCCACUCUGAUUUCGGUGCAACAAGAAGUCAAGGCAAUGACUGAUCGAUAUGCAAACCUUUUGGAGGUGGCUCGUGAUCGUGAAUUUCAAACAAUUCAAAUGUUUGAAACGCGAAAGCAACAAGAGAUGGAAGAGGCGAUGAAAUAUAUUCAAACGUUAGAGUUAAGAAUAACUCAAUUAGAAAAGCAGAAUCACGUAGGCAAUAAUAAUGAGUCUUCAAGUCCAAAAAAUAGCUCUUCUCCCGGGAGUCCGAUUGGAAGUUCUAGUACUAGUCAGACCACGCAAUCAUCAUCAAGUGGAUUUAGUCUCUUUCCAACCAACAGAACAAGUACAGGUGGAUCCAAAAAGUAUUCGAACCCUUGGCGAGCCCCCUCUAGCGUGAGGUGCGGUAAUUGUGGAGAUCAGGGCCACGUUAGUCAGGAUUGUACGAUUGGAUGUAGAUAUUGUGGUGAUUUGGGGCAUUUAAGUGAGAACUGUGAUUCUUCUAUUCUCGGUGGUGGUAGUGUCAAUUCUGAUAAGAGCGAUAAGGUCAUUGAUCAAAAUAAUUCAAGCCUCAUCUAA
This is a messenger RNA of Funneliformis mosseae, 2958 nucleotides long. The record is from the annotation of a GenBank genome assembly. Lineage: Eukaryota; Fungi; Glomeromycota; Glomeromycetes; Glomerales; Glomeraceae.